Molecule: messenger RNA, 1571 nt
Organism: Tribolium madens (black flour beetle)
Lineage: Eukaryota; Metazoa; Arthropoda; Insecta; Coleoptera; Tenebrionidae
Product: probable flavin-containing monoamine oxidase A
Exons: 6
Coding region: 15-1550 (511 amino acids)
Molecular function (GO): oxidoreductase activity
Source: RefSeq, a predicted model, not a curated record
AAUUUCUUCCACAAAUGAAAGACACUUAUCGUGUCUUAGACGCCGAUGUUAUCAUCAUAGGCGCUGGCAUUUCAGGCCUAGUCGCCGCCUAUGCAUUACUCCAAAAAGAACCCACUUUAAGUCUCCUUAUUUUGGAAGCCACAGACAGAAUCGGGGGUCGAGCCAUUUCAAAGCCCCUAAUUGUCAAAAACGAUGAGUAUCACAUGUAUGACAUUGGGGGGCACUGGAUCAGUGCCCAACAAAAAGGACUUAUCGAUUUUUUAGCCGAAUUCGGCAUGAACAUUGAGUUUAGUUCGAACCAAAAGGGAAAAGUUAUUCUCGACUAUGAUGGGAAAAUUUUGAAACAGACCAAACAAAACCCACUUGCGUUUCUCAGUAUUGGGGCCCAACUAGAACUCGCACGUUUUGUGUCAAAAAUUGAAAAAUUAUGCAAGAAAAUGAGACUCGACCCGGUUUUGGCCUCCACAAAUAUGGAAAAAUUCAUCAGUGUUAAUGUCAAAAAUAAAUGUGUGGAAGCGCUAAUCGAUUCGAUUAUCCUCAAAAACUUUGGCCUAAAAUCAGCCGAUUUGACUGUGGGUUUUUACAUAUUUUUCUGCACUUCGAGUCACGGAAUCGCAAACCAGUUGGCCCUUUUCCACGAUGGAUUGCACGAAUUUUGGAUCAAGGAUGGGGCUCACGAAAUUUGCAAUAAAAUCACGUUUUUGCUCAAUUUGGACCCAAUUCUCAAAGCUCGAGUUGGGCAAAUUAAAACAACUGGGUGUCACAAUAAAGUGACUACGACUCGUGGCAGUUUCUAUAGCAGUUAUGUAAUUAUGGCAAUUCCGCCCUCCGAAAUGAGAAAAAUUCGAUUUUUGCCACCGCUGUCUGGGCACAAAUUGGAGGCCCUGAGUGGAGUAUCAGAUGGGAGAUUGGCCCAAUUUGUGGUUACUUACACUCUGCCCUUUUGGGCGAAUUUGGGCUAUACGGGGGAUGUGCACGUUUUAAAUGGGCACUGCUCGGAAAAGCCCAUUAUUUGUUGUUUUGAUAUUAGUACAAAGGACAAAGCUGCCCUAAUGGGCUACAUUUUGCGGUGUGAGGGAGACCCAAAAGUUGCGAUUUUGAAACAGUUGGCUUUUUAUUUCGGAAAUGAGGCUUUGAAGCCGCUUCAGCUCACGGUGGAACAGUGGAAAAGUGGUAGUCCGAUGUGUUGUUUUAAAUCGUUUGGGAAAAUGUCCUCAGUUCAAGAAAGCACAGAGAGGAUAUUUUGGGCCGGCGCUGAGACUUCCACAGAAUGGUAUGGGUCCAUUUGUGGUGCUAUUAUGGCGGGAAAUAGGGCCGCUAGAGAGGUGAUUUACGACCUUCGGCCAGCUUCGCUAACAGUUGAUGAUAUGAGAUUUUUUCAGGUUGAUAUUUCUGCAAUAAAGGUUCGGAAUAGAAUGUUCAACAGUUAUUACAAGAAGUUAUUAAAUCCUUACAACCAGAUAUCAGCCGUUUUGUUGCUAAUUUUGCUAAUGUUUGUGUGGCACAAACGAAAUUUGAAAAAUGUUUCAAUAAAAAAAUUACUUUUAUAAUUUGUGAGUUUAAAAAUAUUG